AUGAGGCUGCAAUUACCUGAAACUCGGUCGAAUACACUUCAGGGUCGCGUCCAGGUGGGGACCUGUCGAGGCAGAUUUGAUUUGGAGCGCCUUACCGACUUGAACGGGUACAGACUACCAGCAGCUGUCUACGAGAGCCCGCUGUACGGCAUUGUGAAGAGGUCUUCGGAGAACGGCGAGGUAGGAUUCUCGGGGAGAGCUGGUCUCCUCAUGAAGGAGCUCGUCCGACACAUGAACGUCACUCCGGUUUAUGUGACGCCCGAACACGGCUUCACGACUGGUUACAGGAUGGACAACGGAACCCUGGUGGGCACCUUGGCCCUGUUCGCCUCAGGGAGAGUGGAGAUCUUGCUGAACACGUGGCUCAUGAUGGGCAGCAAGACGGACAUCUUCACGUACAUCCCGUGGCCAAUCACGCAGGAUUCUCUUUGCGCCUACGUGCCGCUGCCCGGUGCCAUCCCACCAUGGUUCUCCUUGCUUCUCGGUCUGAGCUUCAAGUCCGAGAUGUACUGCUUGGUGGUUUACUUCACGUUCGUCAUUCUGUGGUUGCUCUGGGGCAACAACCAGAAAGAACAGAGCAUAGUCUCCACUAAUGCCAGCAUUCCCUUGUUUUACAAGGACAUCCGUACUUUAGAAGAACUCUACAUAUCGGGGCUGCAUAUUUUCAGUAGCUAUCAUAGUCAUAUUAAAAUCUUCAACAGUGAAAACCCCGUCAUUAAGCGUCUGUCGACAAGGUUUAACGUAUCCGAACAAAAUGAAGAUGAACUGUUACCUCGAGUGGCGCACAAAAAAGACAUCGCCUACAUAUACGAAGCGAGUCGAAUGAUGGAGAUCGUUCGCAACUAUUCGGAUUCGUCUGGGAUGAAUCGCAUAAAAAUGGUUCCAGAAUGUUUCCAGACGUACCUAGUGACGUUCAUCGCUAGACCGAACACACCUUUCUUGCCAAGAUUCAAAAGGAUCGUCGGCGGCAUGGUGGAGGCGGGGCUGUUCGCCGCGGACCGCGCGACGCGCCCCAGGCCCCAGGACGUCUCGCUCGCCGAGGCCUCCCCGGGCCUCAGCGACCUCACCUUCUCGUUCCUGGUGCUGGGCCUCGGCGUGUGCUCCAGCCUCGCGGCGCUCGCCCUGGAGUCCCGGCGGCCCUGCAGUCGCCUCCUCCGGGGCCGCCGUCCGAGGUCCUCGGGCGGAGCACGGGAACUCCUUCAGGGCCGCCGUGGAUCACCCUCAAGUCCCUAA
Messenger RNA from Bacillus rossius redtenbacheri, 1233 nucleotides. RefSeq lists its product as uncharacterized. The record is from RefSeq and is a predicted model, not a curated record. Lineage: Eukaryota; Metazoa; Arthropoda; Insecta; Phasmatodea; Bacillidae. The transcript has 4 exons. The coding region runs from base 1 to 1233 and encodes 410 amino acids.